AUCUCGUGGAAAGCCUUCCCAGAAGAGUGGAGGCUGUUAUAACAGCACAGGGGAACCAACUACAUAUUCAUGGCCAUGAUUUUGGAAUGAUGUUAGACAAGCAGGUGUUCACAUACUUUUAGUCAUCUGGUGUAUCUGGGGAGGGAGGGGGUGCGAUCUCGAGUGCCUCCGAUUGUUUCAUAAUCAGUGGUAAACAUGGACAGUCACGUAGAAACCGGAGAGAGCGGUUCCAGAUGUGGCCGAAAAUUCCAGAAACUCAUUCUCCACACACAAAAACGUUGGAUUCAACAAGCAAAAUACUUACCCUCGCCCCCCUGUCUACAGUUGCCUUUGGCUUUGGUCAUACUCGGUAGAACAAUUCAGUGGUUGUUUAAGCACUGAAAUUAUCCUCAUCCAAUGCGUUAUUAAGCCUGCUUGCGUAUCUGAGCGAGUUAUAUAAACACUUGUAAACUCGUUAAACCAGCCUGUUCACACUGUACCAUCUACUAACGUAUCGACGAUGUGCGCGGACAAAGUGCAGAGGAAACCGUUGCGGCUCAUCGCCGCUGCAUGCAACAACAUGGGAAUAGGAAAAGAUGGACACUUGCCAUGGGAUUUACCGACAGAAUUCAAAUUCUUUUUGGAAACCACAACAAAUGUCUCCCUACCAGGAAAAUUUAACAUGAUGGUGUGGGGCAGGGGCUGCUGGUUCUCCAACCCAGACAGUCUGUUCUCUAUGCUGCCCAAUGUCCUCCAUGUGGUCCUGAGUACCACCCUGAGUACUCUCCCGGAGCAUGCCCACUUCCUGUGUCAAGAUUUCCACAGCAUGAUCAGCUUAGCCUUGCUGCAACCCCUAUGUGACCUGGUGGAGACCAUCUGGGUUGUGGGUGGUCCACGGGUCUAUCAGGAGGCUCUGAUGCAUCCCUGGUGUGAACUCAUCUUCCUCACUGACAUCAUGGCUGACUUUGACUGUGACGUCUUCUUUCCGCAGUUUGACCGAAGCGUUUUUAAAAAACAACAGAGGUUUCCUGGAGUACCAAAUGAGAUUCAGGAGGAGAAUGGGGUUACAUUUAAGUAUGAAGUUUUCAAGAGGGAGAUCUGUAGCGCUGAGGUGAUUUAAAACUGUAACUUACUGCAUGAAUGCAAACACGGACUGUUCUUUGUCAGACGUCGGGUGCCUUUUUUAACUAUUCAGUUCUCCAGUGCAAUUCUAAUAGUAAUCAUUAUCCAGUUGUACAAUACACAUGUCCCACUCACUCUGCUUCAUCUCAUCUGCCAGUGACUCAAUCUGCACAGUGCCAUAACACUAAUGAAUCAGAUAAAUCAAUGUGUCCAUCCCAUUCAGAUUUGUCUUACUGUAGGUCAUGUGUUGUCAGAUACAGAAGGCUUUUCAUAUUUGGUACAAAUGAUGGAUCCACUGCUGUCCCAGAUAAUAUCCUUCCUUGUCUGAUGUAUCAUCCUUGCUAUCCUCUCCCCUCAUCUGUAAUUUUCUGCUAGGACCAAACCAAUAUGGCUCUGUCUGAGUCAGAUUAUGUCAGACGAGUGGUCUGGGGUGACUCAAAACAACAUGGGCACUAAGGAUGUGGGGGUUGUUCUCGAUAGUGCCUACGUAACAGAGGGCGAUAUUUAUGUCUGAAGAUUUCAUAACAUAUUGCGAUUUCCAGCAUGAAGUCGCCAACCAAAGGCUGGAAAUCAGCCUUGAAUGGUUUUACAUGUAUAAUUAUGAUUCUAUCAAAAUAGUAUAAGAGUGCUUAAUAUGAGCCAGGAAAUACAUAUUUUAUUCCAGAUAAACAAAAAAUGUCUUGCUUAUUCUGAAUGAUGUUUCUUAAAAGGUGUAGGAGAGCUGUUAUUAAAUUUAUUGCAAAUGUUUACAAUUGAGGAAUCUCUGCAAUGUAGUGAUAUAUGUUGUAAUGAUACUUACAUACAGUUCCUUUGGGGAAAACAUGCAUCUUCUAUUGUAAAUUCUUCAACUUGGCAUGAUAUUGUAUUUGUCAUCAUGGCUAAUUGAAUCACUUGUCAAUCAGUAAAUAUUCAUACAACUCCAUCUUUCAGUACACAAUGUUGGAGUAAAUGAUCCACUAGAUGGAGACAUAAGACAAGACAUAGAGAACAAAGUGCCCCCUGAAACCAAUUUCUUUCCCUUUCUACAAAAAUAAAAACAUGAUCGAAUGUCAUGGAUGUAGGUGAAUGUGAUGUGUGAAUCAGUUUCUUAGAACUUGACUUUGCAAAAACAGUCAGACCGAUUACUGUCAGACAGAAAGACAGAUUACUGUCAGACAGAAAGACAGAUUACUGUCAGACAGAAAGACAGAUUACUGUCAGACAGAAAGACAGAUUACUGUCAGACAGAUUAUGACCUGAUGUCCUCUAUAUAAUUAAGAACAUCCAAUCAGACAACCUUUUUAUAAACACAAAGAAAGUGACUAUGGGGAAAUUGCUCAAGAUAUGAGACCCAAGAGUGUUUAGUCCGUGCCAUAUGAUUGAAAGCUACAGAUCCUGUCAGAGUCUUGUCAAAUCUUCUUCCCAUAAGAAACAGGGUAACCUUUACUGAGGGAAACUAUCGGUGGGUCCCAUUCUCUAGCUUAUGUAGUGCACUACUUUCGUGGAGAACUACAUAGGGAAUAGGGUACCAUUUGGGAAGCCCAUUAUGCCUGGGAGAUCCUGGUAUGAUAACAGCUGAGGAGAAAGAUUCUUAGCCGUGGUCACAGCCCACAUUAAUUCUCCAAGCCCUACUGACCCCAGACAUGGAAUAUUUACCACCUUAAUACUCUGCCAUGCUGUCGUCGCAGCUGGUAAUCAUACAUUUUAAUUGCAGGUGUCAUCUAUUUUCAUAUUUUCCCUGAGUUAUUCCCCAUAAAAGCCAUGUGUAACCCGGGCUAAUAAUAACCGGUGUCACGUUUGAAAUGGAAAAUAACAAUUUAUACUCCCUCUUAUUAACCUCUCCUGCUUUGGGAUAUAAUUCAGACUGACAUAGUUACCGUAGAGCAGCACACAGGGAUCAUCAUUGAGAGGGAACAAGGACAGAGAGAGGGAGGUGAAGACAUCAUUUGCAUUUAUACACCUAGCAGGGUCUAGUUCAUUUCACUCAAAUGGAAGCAAAUCUUUUAACAGAGAACAUACUGUCAGGGGUGGAAAGACUACUGAAAUAUCCUUCUCCAGUAGAAGUACUGUUACUUUAAUGACAUUUUACUCAAGUAGAAUUAACAUGACUGGCGAAAAAAAAUACUAAAGUAAAAGUUUAAUAACGUAGCUAAUUUAAAAAGUACUCAGCGUAAAAGCAAUUUAGUUACUUUUAAAAUAAAAACAUUGACCUUGAUAAUUAGCUACUUUCGCUAUAUGGGCACUUGAACGUUGUUACACAUUAUAUUUUCCAUGCAUUAAAUUCAGAAAGAAUGAGAGGAAAUGUAAAGUAGGAACUAAGGUAGUUUAUUUUGAGUUGCAACAAGGCACAUCUGUAUAAAAAAACUAAGAAUGUCAAAAAUAUACUAUUAAUGUUUGAAAAUAAAUGAAUCAUUCAAAGCAAAUAUUUUUACAAAAAUCUGUACAAAUGCAUAAACAAAGCUGCCACACUUCUAAAUAAACAUGUAUAAUUCUUUCAACCAUUCAAUCCCUCUUAUCCCAAUCUGUUACUUUUUUUCAUGAAAAGUUCAGGUAGUACCAAUAGAGGUCAGUAGAUGGUACUCUGUUUUUAAAGAUUGCAGCAAUUUGGAGAUUACUGAAUGCAUCUUGGUGUGACAAUUUAUGAGGGAGAAGUUACUGACAUUGAAACCGACUGUAGAAAAUUAAGUGUACCUUUGGGACUCCAAUGUCUUCAAACAUACCCUUAUAGCUGUCUUGUUUUGAAAUUGUACAUGACUCAGAAGUAGACACACCUAAUUUCAAUUCAAUUAAAACCCAAAUUCAUUAACAUGUACUUAUCAUUUGGGUAUUGCCAUGACUACAGGCCCAUGCUGUUAAUGAUACAGGAUAUUUUUCUCGCUUUGGUGCAAUUUUCACAAGUAUGUGGUACAUUUUCACAACUCACAGUACAAAACUCAAAACAUAAUCAAAACGGCAGUUGUUACAAAAACUCUAUGUGCAUUUUCAAUUGACUAAGUACAACACACAAAAUCAUGCAGUCACUUUUUUUCCACCAAACUUAGUCAGUGUUUCAUUACAUGCUCACAUAAAGUAAUUGCCUUCUACAAUGCAAAGCUCACACUCCUUUUGAUAUGAUUAUUUUAUCUUUUGUUAAAAGACAUUGUGCUAUUACUUAAUCCGAAUGCUCUCAAUUGAUGGUCACUUAACCGUUCGGCAAACCUAUACAUGUAAACCGGUUUGUCUGCUGCAGAUUAUGAGAACUACAUCAUGAAAAUGUAUGUUUGUAAAGUAGAAACAUAAAAAGUAGGGUAUAUACUCAAAUGUACUACUAAGAUGAUGACUAUUAAGCUUCACAGUAAGUUUUUUAAAAAUCUGAUAUUGACAAGAUUAGAUAUGUGCUAUGUAACACUGCUUUACUAAAAUUGCAUUGGCCUGUACAGUUCCCUCAUACUGUAAUAUAUGCCAUUUACUUAGCAGACACUUUUAUCCAAAGUGACAACAGUCUACACAUUUUGGUAUGUGAUGCCGGUGGGAAUUGAACCCACAACUCUGGUGUUGCUAGGGCCAUGCUCUUACUAACUGAGCCACAUACAUGAUCACUACAACGCAAACAUACAAUGUAAUACUGUAAAAUACAAUACACGAUUACAAUACAGGUGGCAGAUGUAUGACUGCCAUCCCCAUGAGCGUACCACUCUUCUUCGGGCCGUGGAUGAGGUAUGCAAUGAUUUCAAUCCAAACCAACGUCAGGCCUGUAUUCGCCAUGCCAAAUGGGUUUUCCCAAGUGCAUGAACAAUGAGGAUAUUUACUGCGAUUUCCAUGAGAACCUAUAGCCAAAUGCUCAAGACAGGCUUAAUUCAAACUAGUGCCUGCUAAACAUUAAGUUUCUUUCAUUUCUAUUAUUUGAUUACAUUGUGAAAGAUGUAUUCAAUGAUCACACCUAGAAUGAUCACAUCUAGAGAUUAUGGACAUUUGACCGAAAGUCAAAAUGUAGUGGACAUUAUAGCCGAAUGUGAAAA
This is a messenger RNA of Oncorhynchus tshawytscha (Chinook salmon), 5078 nucleotides long. RefSeq names its product zgc:153031. Gene Ontology annotation, cellular component: mitochondrion. The record is from RefSeq and is a predicted model, not a curated record. Gene Ontology annotation, biological process: folic acid metabolic process; glycine biosynthetic process; dihydrofolate metabolic process. The transcript has 6 exons. Gene Ontology annotation, molecular function: dihydrofolate reductase activity; NADP binding. NCBI's taxonomy places the organism in Eukaryota, Metazoa, Chordata, Actinopteri, Salmoniformes, Salmonidae. The coding region runs from base 500 to 1099 and encodes 199 amino acids.